AAUAUCAUAAUUUUGACUUACAAUGAACAUUUUUUUUCAAAUUAUCAGGUAACAUCUUUUUUUUUUUACUGGCAGUACUGGGCUUCCAUACAAUUCACAAGAGAACUUAAUGCCAUAUUUAACAGGUUUUUCUUUUUUUGGUUUCCUGCCAAAUAUGUGAUUCAAAAGGCAGAGUCCCUCCUAUCUCAAAUUACAAAUUGGAAGCACUUAGAAGCAACAAAAACUAUCGCUCCACAAAUCUGUCAUUAGUCUGAGGAGAUCAACCAACCAGCCAUGUUUCAACAAACAACCCAAACCGACAUUCCUGCUUUCUUAAACAAGAGGAAAAGAGUUGAACAAGAAUAUCUUCGAACAUGUCGUCUGGACACAGAAAACGCCCAAAGUGUUCUCCAUAUUGUUGGCACCUCUCUGAAGGCAAACCUGUACAGGAGUGCCCCUCCCGGGUCCAAGUUCUUCUCUGUGAAGUGCACUGCUAAUGUUCAGUACAGCAUCAGGCCGCCGUCCCAGGAAACAUCCCACCUCUCUCCCAUCCCUCUCAAUGGAAACUCAGUGCUAUUCAUCAGCAUGAGCCGUGCCAGCCAGUAUGAAAAUGAUAACAAGCUGUCAAUCCGGUACUAUGGGAAGAAUAAAGAUGUUCUGGGGAGAGCAGUCCUGCACCUGACUGCACUUGAGAUCUCUCUGGAUGUGGAUGCAGACAGAGACGGUUUUGUGGAGAAGAACAACCCCAAUAAGGGGUCCUGGAAAUGGGGUCCUAAUGGGCAUGGAGCCAUCGUUUUGGUCAACUGUGACUCAGAGCGGUCCUAUGGAAAGAAGCCAGACACAGAGCAGGACUACAUCUCCAGAGUGUCAGAUCUGAAGGACAUGUCUGUCAUGGUGCUGCGGACCAGAGGCCCUGCCAAGCUCCCAGAGGGCUACAAGCUCACAAUGCACAUCUCUCAGGGAGAUGCAGAGAGUGUCAGAGUCUUCAGGGCCAGAUCCUCUGAAGUGGGGAAUAAUGUCCUGUAUAAACUAUACAACCAAUUUGUGAAAGACUAUCCACUGGUGCUGAGCAGUGACUCCUUGUCCCAGGAAGUGCCUUACGUUGGAGGUGUAGGAGAGAUGAACUUUUAUGUGGAGGGCCUCAGGUUUCCUGACAAAGAUUUCGACGGGCUCAUCAGCAUCAACCUCAGUCUGUUAGAGCCCAUCUCUACAGGACUUCCAGAAACGCCUAUUUUCACAGACAAAGUUAUUUUCAGAGUGGCACCCUGGAUCAUGACACCCAACACCCUCAAGCCUCUAGAGGUGUUUGUUUGCAGCACAUCUGACAACCAUCAGUUCCUGAAAGGAAUGAGAAACCUUGUAGCCAGGAGUGGGUACAAACUUAAGAUUUGCCACGAAUACAUGAACAGAGGAGAUCGCUGGAUGCAGGACGAGCUGGAGUUUGGUUAUAUCGACGCACCACACCACCGGUUCCCUGUUGUUCUGGAUUCCCCUCGAGAUGGAGAACUCAUGGACUUUCCAUAUAAUGAGCUACUGGGACCCGACUUUGGAUAUGUGACAAGGGUGGCCCAGAGAAAGGAUGUGAGCAGUUUGGACUCAUUCGGUAAUCUGGAGGUCAGUCCUCCCGUCACUGUGAACGGGAAAAACUAUCCCCUGGGCAGAAUUAUCAUUGGAGUGGCCUUUCCUACGGCAACUAAAGGACGGAACAUGACCAAAGUAGUUCAAGACUUCCUGUGGGCCCAGAAGGUUCAGGAGCCCAUUGCCUUAUUUUCUGACUGGCUUGUUGUCGGCCACGUAGAUGAAUUCAUGUCUUUUGUUCCUGCACCUGACAGAAAGGGCUUCCGGCUGCUGCUGGCUAGCCCAGACGCUGGCUACAAACUAUUCAGAGACUUACAGAACGAUGGUCACGGACAAGCCAAACUGUUUGAGGGUCAGAGAGAUGAAGAACCAGUCACUUUGGAUGAGAUACUUAGUAAUGAAAGUUUGCAAGCUGAAAAUAACUACGUACAGAGCUGCAUCGACUGGAACAGGGAUGUACUGAAGAGAGAGCUGGGCCUGGAUGAUGAGGACAUCAUCGACCUGCCAAUCCUCUUCAAGUUGAUGGAGGAAAUGAAGGACGAGUACAGAGCAGUGGCUUACUACCCAGACAUGGUGAACAUGAUUGUCUUGGGGAAAAACCUUGGCAUCCCGAAGCCCUUCGGCCCCAAGGUGAAUGGACGCUGUGCCCUGGAGGCUGAGAUGUGCUCACUGAUGGAAGGCCUGGGCCUCACAUGCACAUUCAUUGACGACUUCGCCUCCUACCACAAACUGCUGGGAGAGGUCCAUUGUGGCUCCAAUGUCCGCAGGGAACCGUUUGACUUCAAGUGGUGGAAUCUGGAGAUGUGAAUGAAAACUGUAUGGAGAUUGGUUAGAGAGGCAGAUAGAGGGCUUUAUUUUCAAAAAUUGUAAAUUGUUUUGGAAAACCUAUUUCAUAGGAAUGAUUAUGUUUGAAGAGGGAAUUUUUUUGUCAAAGCCUUACAUUACCUCAAUCAUUUUGCAAUAAGUGCCACUUUUUUUUCCAAAUAAUGUAUGCCUAAUUUCAUACCAAAGUAUUUGCAAUAAGUAACAAUCAACAUUUAUUAAGGAAACAUAACCGCAGUGUUUUGAUAUAUUGUUUGUAUCUUCAUCUUUAUUAAACCUUUUUGUUGGCUCUAUUUACAAAAAAAGGAUGUAAAGCAAUAUUAACAUCUUCUGAAGGGCUAAAGCAGACAAGAACAGAAAUACAAUCAUUUGAAUUGAGCACAUAGAAGACUCGCUCCCAAUCUGUUGUGGUUUGGAUCGGCCAUUGGCGUACAGUGCAAGCACAGUUAGAUGAAUGGAACCACAUAGUGAUGUGCAAUAAUAAUACAGAGCCACAAGAGGGCGUAAUCCAUCUACUCAAGCAUUUCCAGCCCAGAGGAAAAUCAUUUGAAAUCAUGUCCUUCAAUUCAUAAUAUUGACUUCAAAAGGCUGUAAUACACAAAUGUGUCAUUAUGAACUAAAAAGUGAACUAAGCCAUUUUCCAGUAGAGUCAAAUGCUGAAUAUUUGAAUUUGUUCUGAGUGAUUUGUAGCUAUAUGUAUACAUUAACAGGCUGUGUUUUGCAUUUGGUCCAGUGUCUUCAAAUCUGUUGUACUUUCACAUACUGUAAAUUAAUUAUCAUUAAUUCACUUUAGACAAUAAAUCUCAUGUCUGCUUCACUCUUAUCACUGAAAUAACAAAAAAAAAUUCUUGUGUCAGUUCUUUCCUUCAUAACAAACUGAAGAUAGGGAAAAGCCUCUCCACUCAGGAAAGGUGAGCUGUUUCAGACUCAGGUUUACUGUGGUCAGCAGUCAACACAUUAUC
Molecule: messenger RNA, 3341 nt
Organism: Thunnus maccoyii (southern bluefin tuna)
Lineage: Eukaryota; Metazoa; Chordata; Actinopteri; Scombriformes; Scombridae
Product: protein-arginine deiminase type-2-like
Exons: 16
Coding region: 274-2364 (696 amino acids)
Cellular component (GO): cytoplasm
Molecular function (GO): calcium ion binding; protein-arginine deiminase activity
Source: RefSeq, a predicted model, not a curated record